UGCCUUUGUAACUUUAAAAGGUCACUAAAUGAACUGUUGUAAGUUGAGGACUACCUGUAUCUCUGUCAGGUCAGUCAGAAUAUAUAGGGUUGAACCUAGCUGUAGAUGAUGCCGUAAAUAAGAUGAUGUGUUUCCGGGUGGAAGCUGCAAACAUACAGUCUGGAGAUUUCUCAUAUUCUAUAAUAUUUUCAUAUACCUAACAUGGUAGUUUUACCCAAACACCAAGGAAGCGGACCUCUCUUUACCUCAGAGGUGUCCAACUUUGGCAACUUUAAGACCUGUGGACUUCAGAAUUCCCCAGCCAAUGGGGACAUUUGCAAACUACUGUAUGUUUCUAACCACGGAUUGUCAGAAAUAGUUCAUUAAUUACUUCUAAGUAGACUGGCUGGGGAAUUUUGAAAGUUGAAGUCCACAACUCCUAUAAAAUUGCCAGUACUAUUUACAUGGCUGGGAAGAAAUUGCUGAAGACAUGAUAGAAUUUGAUCUUUAUGUAUCAUGAGUGAAUCUCGAGUAAAGGAGGGAUUUUAGAUGAUGGGAAUUGAGAAAGCCAUUGUUCUUAGUCAGUCUUGAAAAUACUGGCAUAUUAUCUUACGCCAGGCAUAAAAGUCAGCUAGGUGACUUUGGGCCAGUACUCCUUUCUCAGCACAGUCUUCAGGAUUGUUGUUGUGGGGAAACUAGGAGCAGGCAUCUUAGAUAUGUUUGCAUUAUGCAUUAUAAGGGGCUGAAUAUAGGUCAAUGGCUGUGCCACUGAUUUGGUGCAUAUUAUUGCCAGAUGAUGUAAUGGCUUCUGGAGGAGGUAUGGAAAACUGAAGGCAGAUUUGAUGACCACGGCAAAAAGACCAAGAAACUAAUGAAUAGACCAGUUCUUUGGCACCUCUCCAGAUUUAGUCAUGGAGGAAUCCGAAGAGAAGCGUUUUGAAGAGGAUACAAUAUAGAAAAGCUGCAUCUCCUGAGGAACUCAUUUUGGAUAGCUCUGCCGAUCCAGUCAGAAGAAAAAGCAGAAAUCAGUUGGAAGUGCUGAAUUUGCUUUUUUUGAUAUAGUGGGAAUCCGUGACCACCUUUCCCCAAAGAGAUAUUAGAGUGUCAUCAGAGCAGCUAUCUCUGGAGAAAAAAAAUCCCUUCUCUUAUCUCAAGACAUCAGAAAACUUCCAGGACCUCAAACUUCUGGCUCGCAGCCCCUCCAUCCAGUUGCUGCCAUGUAUUCCCUGGUCUUCCUCUGUGCCCAGAAGGUUGUCUCUCACUACACAACUCUGCAAGAGGCCCUGGGCUUCCUCCCAAAGGAGCUGUAUCCCGUCCUAUUCAAGGCUGCCUUCAUGGAUAAGAGAACUCCGUCGCUCCAGCAAUUGGUGCAGACCUGGCCAUUCCCUGUCCUCAGUUUCCAGAAACUCUUGCGCAAAUGUCAGCAUUGUGAACGGGCCCUGAUCCGGGAGAAACCAAACAAGUUGUGCAUUCAGGCCAUUAUUUUGGGAGUGGUGACGUACCUCAUGAAGAUGCUGGAGGAUCGAAAGGGUAGUAAGAGCAAGGGGCAGCGUUUGCAGAUCCUGGACAUGACAGGCCUCCAGGACGAAGGGCAUGGCCCCGAGAGCAUGAGCCUGUGGUCCCGGACGGUCACGCUGGCCAAGGCUUGCCUGGACGUCUCCAAGCAGCAGAGCAAGUGCCUGAAGCGCUCCUCCAAGCGGAGGAAGGGCCCCUACAGCAGCUCAGUGGCCCUGCCGGCACCGCAGCCUGUGUCCGUGGAUGUCUGGGUGGACCUUUUUGUCAACAGCACCUCCUACGUGGUGCUGAAAGACGCCCUGCAGAUCAACAGCGGCAACGCCCUGCGCCUGCGCUGCCGGGACUUCCGGGCAGAGGAGCUGUCCAUCGCCAGCACCGUGGGGCUGCUGGAGUUCCUAGACCCCGCUGGGGUCCGGCAGGUGGACCUGCGGUUCAACAACCUCGGGCUCUCUGGCCUCAGGGUGGUCCUGCCGCACCUGACCAAGUUCACCAACCUGGCCAGCCUGAAGCUGCCCUACAGCAACAUCGAUGUCCGGCGCCUGACGGUGGGCAUGGAAGGGAGCCUGCAGUACUUCGCCACCCAGCUCAGCCGCCUCACCUGCCUCAAAGAGCUGAACCUGGGCUCCUCCAGGCUUUCAGGCAAGCUGCGGCAACUCCUGGGGGACCUGCGAAGCCCUUUGGAGAGCCUGGAGCUGGCCUUUUGCUACCUGCUGCCCAACGACUUCGCCUACCUCUCCCAAAGCCUCCACACCUCGGCCCUGAAGAAGCUUGACCUGAGCGGCAACAACCUGUCCGACAGCCUCCUCCAGCCUCUGCAGGGCCUGCUGACCGAGGCCGCCUCCUCUUUGCUCCACCUGGACAUCAUGGAGUGCCGGCUGAUGGACAGCCACCUGAACCUGCUCCUGCCCGCCCUCUGCCGCUGCACCCGCCUCCGCUACCUGGGCGUCUUCGGCAACCCCAUCUCUGCCAAGGGGGUGAAGAACCUGCUCCACAAGACGGUGGGCCUCUUGGACUUGCGGCUGGUCAUCUACCCCUACCCCGUGGACUGCUACGGGGACGACCUGCCCUGGCCCCCCACCUCUUCCAACCUGCUCAACGGUUCGGUGGAUGAGGAGAAGUUCUCCCGGGUCAGCAACGAACUCCAGCAGAUGCUGCUGAGCGCCAACCGGGGAGACGCCAUCUGGACCACGAACCUCUGUCGCCACAACAGCCUCGACUAUUUCAGUUUAUAGCCCCGUUGGGCGUUGGUACUCUUCCGCACCUAAAUCUGGAAUAAAGCCCCACCCCCCUCCCUUCUUCUUCUUCCUCUCUUGUCGGUGAUCUGAGCCCACCUGGCAGUCCCGGUGGGUGUAAAGCCAGAAGCCACGCCCGGCUUAACCCCGCCAGCAGCCGAUGGAAGAGCCUGCAGGGAGGUUUUCCCGAAGUCCGGAAACACGCUCUGCCAAUUGUGCUGGGCCCUCAAGGUUGCCAGUGAACGGGAGCCACCUGGCAGGGAUGGGUGGAAGGGGGCACACAGCUGGGGUGGGGUGGGGGGGCUUCUGCUGUCUUUCCAUCCCUGCUGGAGGUAGAUGCCAGCCCAGGAUGUCUGUCCCAACCAUGUUUCCCCCCCCCCCCCCCCCCCAUUGCAGACCAUUUCCAGUGCAUGUAGGAAGGGGGGGGGGGGGGGUCAUGUUCCCUGUUGUUUGAUUAUUAUUAUUUUUUACUUCUAUACAUCAGAAAGUAGCGUUGUGUUGUUGUGGGGUCUGAGAUAAGAGAGCGCAGGUGGGCGUUUUUUCACCUGUCGUUCGCCCUCUCGCGUUGUCGGAUAAGGUGGGAGGAGGCAAGUUUUGGAUCUCGAGUUUAGAGGGAAACCUCGUUUUACGAUGGGUUGGCGGGAGGGGGGAAGAUGACGACACAACAGCUUUUAUGUUGAAAUAAAAAAAACGAUGCCUCU
Molecule: messenger RNA, 3427 nt
Organism: Notechis scutatus (mainland tiger snake)
Lineage: Eukaryota; Metazoa; Chordata; Lepidosauria; Squamata; Elapidae
Gene: LRRC14
Product: leucine rich repeat containing 14
Cellular component (GO): cytoplasm
Molecular function (GO): protein binding
Source: RefSeq, a predicted model, not a curated record